This is a messenger RNA of Bufo bufo (common toad), 2126 nucleotides long. RefSeq lists its product as uncharacterized. The transcript is spliced from 6 exons. The coding region runs from base 309 to 935 and encodes 208 amino acids. The record is from RefSeq and is a predicted model, not a curated record. Lineage: Eukaryota; Metazoa; Chordata; Amphibia; Anura; Bufonidae.
CUUCAGCUCAGACUCUGAGGGGUUAAAGUCAAAGUGAAAGUAACUUGUGUCUGGAAUCACGUGACUUCCUAUCAACUACGGGAACCAGCUCAGCUCUGCUGCAUUCACUCACCGAUCAUGAGUGGCCCCCGGUUGUUAGUAACCAUCUUGUCCAGUGUCUAAUACAACUCACGAAGACCAUCUAGUUACUCCAGUGACCAGACACCUUGUCCUUCAUCUGAAGCUUAGUCCUGGAAAUAUCAGAAAGUAAAUCCUCGAGUGGAGAAGCAGUAAUAAAAGGUCAUAAAGUCAAAGACAGGACACUAAAGAUGGCGAUGGUUGGAAUCUUCUCCAGGAGCAGCACCCAUAACUACCGAUGGUUACUACAGUUCCUGUAUUCUUUCCUUCCCGAGGACAAUGUCCGUUCUGUGCUCAUCACCAAUAAUUCUCCUCUGUUCAUUAGCGGCAUCUCAUUCGCUAUUUUAUAUCAUUCAAAGACCAGAGGGCGAAUCAAUGUCACCGAUGUGACGGACGCCUUAUAUGACAGUGAGCUGAAGGAGUUGUCUCGAGCUCUGGGGGCAGAGAAUGUGAUUGUGGUGAUCGACGAUCUAGAUGAUAACAGCGAACAACAGAAGAACCAGAUUCUGGAUAACCAGCCCAGUAUCAGGAUUCUAGCUCGUGAUCUGUUCCUCUUCAAUGCACAGAAUAAAGAAGACCUAGAGAUAAACCCAACCAAUGCCUCCAACAAAUCUCAGAUACAGGAGCUGAUUACAGAACGAUCUUCAGUUUCAUUCAUCUCUCUGUUUUACCUGUGUUUCUUCUGCUCAGGUUUAAACUCAAGGACAAAUGAGAUGCGGUCCCGCAGGAGAUGGAUGGUCGGCAUUACGGCAGUCGUGCUGCUCUUUGUGUACAUGUUUUCUGUUUUCUGGUAUAACCGCAGGGUCUUGCUGUGGUGAUAUACUGGACAGUCCUUCUCACUGUUUCUCCAGCAUCUUGUGGCUUUCAUAUCAUAUCUGCAGUGCUCCUGAAAUCCUAUUUUUGUAUUGUCCUCUGUUUGUAGAUUUUGUUCUAUGUGUAAAUAGAACAAAUAGUAAAAUAUCAUCAAUUUUGAGCUUCAUCCUGAGGAAGAACCUGAAAGACAUUUGUGCCCCUCCGUAACAUCAUUAACUUUACUUUGUACAAGUUGAGGAACUGAGAUAAGAAAUGAGUGGACAGAAGAACACAAUGGGUGUGUCAUCUGUUGGGUCUGUAAUCUGGGCCCUCCACUGAGGAUCAGAAUGAAGGGUCCCAGGUAGAGGAAUCUCAGGCUCGAUGGUCUUCAGAGCUCCUACAGACUUGAAUGUGAACAUAAUGGGACAUGGAAUCACUACUGAAGCCUAUGUAUGACCCAGGAGCCUCCAGACUGGAGAUCCAGAUCUGAGUGACCACUUCACGACAGUCUCAAAGGUUUUGACUUCUCCGGCUUUGAAAGAUCUGAAUUCUGGUUCCAUUAACAGUGACUGUUAAAACUGGAAACCAAUGAGUGUAAAGUUACCUGCUAUAACCUGAGAACCCCGCACCCACACAGCAAUAACACCCCAACAUAGGUGCAGUAUUUUUUGUGUGUGGUGCACAUGGACUGCAGACCUAUAGAAGUAUAUGCUACAAUAAAGACCUCCAUUAUUCUGUAUGACCUGAUAGUCCAUGUUGAGAAACUCAGGGCUUACACUACUUUGGCCUUUCUCUCACAUAAAGAGUCGACUAUCUUUGAAUAAUAUACGAUGAGACUCUUGGUUACUGGGUCGGAGUUGUAUUUGGCCUCAUGUCAGGCACGUGCAAGAUGCUGUAGAGAAUCCUGGUUGAGGUGAGCUUGUGACACACACAGUAAUGCGAGAUACACAAUGUGGUUUCUUCCUUGUUUUCAGCUUAGAGGAAAAAUCGUCUUUGAGUAACAGAAAUUAUUAUCACCAGCUACAAUCCGAUUGUUCAGUCAUAUCGCCAAUUUCUCCUCUGGACUGUGGGCUGUAUGGUGGUCUUUACCUGAACGUCUGCAGAAGUCAGAGUGAUGAAACAGCAAGCUUACCACUGGCAUUAUAUGACACCAUUAAGCUGGGCCUGUGGUGGCUCUGUCUGUGCACUGUAUGCUAUUAAAUAUCUACACACUACAU